GAUGGUACAGUCCGUUUAAAGAGCCGCUUGGAGUCUCUUGUGCGUUCAACUCUCUCCACGAGAGCGCGCGGCGGAAAGAUUCGUUUAGUGAAGCACGCUGUUUCAUUCUCUCCAAACUCCCUGUCUCUCUCUGUUUAUCUUACUCUCUGACAGUCACGUCCAAACACUGAACAGUAUGGGACUUUGAAUAUCCGUUCUCACCUUGUGGAUUUUGGGGGAUUUUUUGAGCUUAUAAAAGAGAGCACAAGGACAGAAUGGGAUUUUAGUGUGCUUAUGAUGCAGCAGGCGAUAUGACACGCUCCGUGGGUUCUGUGGAUUCUCCCCGCAGGCGAAGAUCCGGAGAAUGAUGGACGAGAAUAAGCAGCUCGCGCAGCGGAUCGAUGGCGCGAUCCAGUGCGCGAAGCAGGAAGUGGCGAACCUGCGCGCGGAGCUGACAGCCACCGGUCACAGACUGGCGGAACUCGGCGAGCUGGAAGAACCGGGCGAACCGCAGGAAUAUCAACAACAACAACAACAGAACCACCACGAUGCACCGGUGCAAAGACAGAAAGCUUUGACAGAGCUUGGUCAAAAAGGUGACGUUGUUCUCCAGGAGACAUCUUUAGAUAAAGUGCUGUUGCAUGAGGAGGUGGUGCGUCUGCAGGAGGAGGUGUCAGUGCUGAAGCAGGUCAGGGAGAUGUUGAAUCGUGAGCUGGAGGAGACAGGAGGAGGCUGCUCUGUGGAGCUGCUGUCCGUCUCACAGCUCCGAGUGCAGCUAACACAGAAAGAGCAGGAGCUGGACAGAGCAAAGGAGGCAUUACAAGCAAUGAAGGCAGACCGGAAGCGUUUGAGGUUGGAGAGGACUGAUCUCGUGAAUCAGAUGCAGCAGCUCUACACAACACUGGAGAGCCGUGAGGAGCAGCUACGAGACUUCAUACGCAACUACGAGCAACACCGAAAAGAGAGUGAGGAUGCAGUGAGAGUCUUGGCAAGGGAAAAGGAUAUGUUGGAGCGGGAGAAGUGGGACCUACGUCGACAAACCAAAGAGGCCACAGAACAUGCAGGUGCACUCCGCUCUGCACUGGACCUGAAAGAGAACCGGAUCAAGGAGCUGGAGGCUGAACUAACUAUGAUGAGUAACUUUAUGGCUCAGAAACUAGAGAGUCGCGUGUUUGUUCGAUCUCCAGAAAGACCAGCAUCACCUAAAACAGUGUCGGCAAAACAGUCUUUGGCUACUCUUACUAAGGAUGUUCCUAAGCGACAUUCGCUGGCCAUGCCCACGGAAACUGUCGUCAACGGCAACCAAGAGUGGGCGAUGCAUGCAGAGCUUCCUCUGACUGCGGCGAUACGACAGAGUCAACAAAACCUUUACCACUCAAUGGACAGACAGGUACUGAAAGCAUCACCAUGCGUUUGUGAUGCUGAUGGCAUCAGCAUGAUGUCAUCAGCCGCAGCCAGGAUCAGUCCGUGUCACUCGAAACAACCGUCUGUCAUCUCAGACGCCUCGGUGAUGGAGGGAGAGAGAUCCUCAACGGCAUCGGAUUCACCUCGACACAGAACACACUCCCUCUGCAAUUCUCUAGAGGACCUAGAAGAGCAGAGACGCAGAAAGAAGAAAGAAAGGAUGGGUCUGGGCUCUUUGUCACGGGUGUUCGGUCGAGGAAAGCAAAGAAAGUCCCUGGACCCCACUCUGUUUGAUGACUCCGACAGUUUAUCAAGCCCCGCCCGCCUCAGUGUGAGCCUAUCAGAAUGCGAGGAGCAGCUGGAUCGGCUUCAGCAGGUGGAGCUCGCGCGGACGGCCCCCAUGUCUCGUUGGCGUGCAGGAACCGUGCAGGCGUGGCUGGAGGUGAUCAUGGCUAUGCCGAUGUACAUACGGGCCUGCGCAGACAACGUUAAAAGUGGGAAGGUCUUGUUAGUUCUUACUGACGAGGACCUAGAAUUUGUUUUGGGUAUCAGUAAUUCAAUGCACCGCAGAAAACUCCGACUGGCAAUUGAAGACUACAGGGAUGCAGAAUCAGGACAUGGCCUUUCUAAAGCAGCUGAUCUGGAUCAUCACUGGGUGGCUCAAGCCUGGCUGACUGAUGUGGGUCUCCCUCAAUAUUCCCAGUUCUUCCACACUCACCUUGUGGAUGGACGUCUCCUGAGUACACUCACACGCACCGACCUAGAGAAGCAUCUGCACGUUUCUAAAAAAGCCCACCAGAACAGCCUUCUCCUGGGAAUACAACUGCUACACAUGCUCAGCUUUGACAAAGAGAUUUUGCAGUCCAGGCGAUCAGAGUGUGAGAAUCAGAACACAGACCCUGUAGUGUGGACUUGUCAUCGCAUCAUCAAAUGGAUCAAAGAGAUUGAUCUGAAGGAGUUUGCUGACAGUCUUCAGAACAGUGGGGUUCAUGGUGCUGUCAUGGUGUUGGAUCCCUCCUUCAGCUCUGACACCAUGGCAUCGGCUUUAUGUAUUCCAAGCAACAAGCACAUGGUCCGUCAUCACCUGAAUGAAGAGAUGAAGGCACUUGUCAGUGCAGCCAGGGCAGGGCUUGAUCAGGAAGUUGAACCUUUGGGGACUCCGCCCACACUUCACCGACAAAGUUCUCUAAGCAGCUCAUCACCCAGUUGUCAUGAUGAUGAUCAGCAGUCUUUAAGGAGGGUGAAGCAGCAGCUCGGUCUCAGCCCAAAGAAUUUCACUGGGCGGAAGAUCAGUCACCAGAACAGGUCUGGCUCAUUUCCAAGGAAUGGACUUCAGGAGGUCUCGCUACAGCAAGAGCGUUGCCCAGUUCGACAUUUUUCUGCUGCUGAGCUCACCAAUGUCUGAGGCUUUCUCCUGUCUAGACCACUGUUGAAAAACAUGACACUUUCUGAAAGCUCCGAAAUGGAGGGAUUUUCUUUUCUUUUUCAAAGUCAACAUUGAAGAAAUCUCAAAGAAAGUUCACAUUUUCUGACUCUGGACUUUCAGUAUGCCAGUAGGGGCAUUAGCAUUGUUUUGUAGUAGACCUUAUGUUGUUGUGAGUGUGGACUCAUUUGUCUCAAAGUGAGACAGAGUUAAGAAUCCAUUUGAAAGAGCACAUAACAUUUAUUUAUCUGUUUAGAUGUUUGAUGAAUUUUUAGCUGACAUUUAUGUGGAAUUUGGAAUUUCAUUAAUUCCAUUGUUUUUACAUUGAAUGUUAGCUGUAGAUGUUAGAAUUAAAACCACAAUAUACUGAAGAUUAGAAUGUGAAGUGUCAUGUUAAAUAGUACAUUAUUAUUUGAACUGAAUGAAGUUCAUAUCCACUGGGGUUCAAAUAGUCAUGUGGUUCAUAUUAGAAUAAGGGUCAGGAGGAUCAUUGAUGUCAGGUGAAUUGCAAGAUUACUACUCAUGCUUUACAACCCGAAUUCCGGAAAAGUUGGGACGUUUUUUAAAUUUGAAUAAAAGACUUUCAAAUCACAUGAUCCAAUAUUUUAUUCACAAAAGAACAUAGGUAACAAAUGUUUAAACUGAGAAAUUGUACAACUUUAUGCACAAAAUGAGCUCAUUUCAAAUUUGAUGCCUGCUACAGGUCUCAAAAUAGUUGGGAUGGGGGCAUGUUUACCAUGGUGUAGUAUCUCCUCUUCUUUUCAAAACAGUUUGAAGAUGUCUGGGCAUCGAGGUUAUGAGUUUCUGGAGUUUUGGUGUUGAAAUUUGGUCCCAUUCUUUCCUGAUAUAGGUUUCCAGCUGCUGAAGAGUUCGUUGUCGUCUUUGAUGUAUUUUUCUCUAUAGGUGAAAGAUCUGGACUGCAGGCAGGACAAUUCAGCACCUGGACUCUUCUACGACGAAGCCAUGCUGUUGUAAUAGCUGCAGUAUGUGGUUUUGCAUUGUCCUGCUGAAAUACACAAGGCCUUCCCUGAAAUAGACAUCAUCUGGAGGGGAGCAUAUGUUGCUCUAAAACUUUUAUAUACCUUUCAGCAUUCAUAGUGCCUUCCAAAACAUGCAAGCCUCCCAUACCGUAUGCACUUAUGCACCCCCGUACCAUCAGCGAUGCUGGCUUUUGAACUGAACGCUGAUAACACGCUGGAAGGUCUCCCUCCUCUUUAGCCUGGAGGACACAGCGUCCGUGAUUUCCAACAAGAAUGUCAAAUUUGGACUCGUCUGAUCAUAGAACACUUUUCCACUUUGAAACUGUCCAUUUUAAAUGAGACUUGGCCCACAGGACACGACGGCGCUUCUGGACCAUGUUCGCAUAUGGCUUCCUUUUUACAUGAUAGAGCUUUAGUUGGUAUCUGCAGAUGGCACGGCGGAUUGUGUUUACCGACAGUGGUUUCUGGCCCAUUUAGUAAUGUCAUUGACACAAUUAUGGCGAUGAGUGAUGCAGUGUCUUCUGAGGGCCCGAACACCACGGGCAUCCAAUAAAGGUCUUCGGCCUUGUCCCUUAUGCACAGAGGUUUCUCCAGUUUCUCUGAAUUUUUUAAUGAUGUUAUGCACUGUAGAUGAUGAGAUUUGCAAAGCCUUUGCAAUUUGACGUUGAGGAACAUUGUUUUUUAAGUAUUCUACAAUCUUUUUUACACACUCUUUCACAGCUCUGCCUAUCUUUACUUCUGAGAGACUCUGCCUCUCUAAGACAUCCCUUUUAUAGCUAAUCAUGUUAUAGACCUGAUAUCAAUUAACUUAACUGGUUGCUAGAUGUUCUCCCAGCUGAAUCUUUAAAAAGUUUCUUGCUUUUUCAGCCAUUUGUUGCCCCCGUGCCAACUUUUUUGAGACCUGUAGCAGGCAUCACAUUUGAAAUGAGCUCAUUUAGUGGAUAAAAGUGUAAAAUUUCUGUUUAAACAUUUGUUAUGUUAUCUAUGUUCUAUUGUGAAUAAAAUACUGGCUCGUGAUUUGAAAGUCUUUUAGUUUUCAUUUUAUUCAAAUUUUAAAAACGUCCCAACUUUUCCGGAAUUAGGGUUGUACCAAUCAAAGUGCACAAUUUUUUAUAAUAUGAAAUUUCUCUUAGAAGCCCAUUUAAAACCCAAACAGUUCAAAUCUGAUACUUUGGUGUCCUAACUGUAAAUCACCAACCUCAAUAUCAUGCAUACAUACUGUAGUUAGUGUACUAUAUCAACUCCAAGGUCAUGCACAUUGGUAAGUUGUAGCAGAGGUUAUUCUAAUCAUCACAGCAAAUGUGCAAAGAUCAAAGAUAUGACUGUUGUAUGUUUACUUUGUUUAUUAGGCAACUUUUUAAAGCAGCAUAAAAGGAGGUGCAUAUUUUUAUAGAGUACAACAUGUUCUCCAUUUAAAAAAUGGUCCUAAAUUUUAUUUUUAUUCUUAUUUCUGGUAGUUCUUCCUUAUUUUAUCCUAGGACAUUAAGACAAGAAACAAUUAUAUCAGGGUUUUAUUUAUAAAAAAAAUAAUCAGCUAAUGUUUUGUUAGUUUGUUUCUUCGUUGUUGUGUUAUUUGGUAUUUGUUCCACAUGUUUCUAGUAUCUGUUACACAUCGUACCUGCAAUUCCCACAAUUUCCCCACACAGGAUUAAUAAUGUACUAUAUUAUACUGAGAAAAAUACGUAAUACAUAUGAGAGCACUCCUUAUUCUGUUUACUAUAAAAGGUACAUGACGUUCCUUAAUUUAAACAGACAGUUAUGAGGAAGCACCUUGCCUAUAUGGUCAACCUUUGUCCAACAUCAUUAACAUUGCCAGAAUCACAACUGCCCAUAAAGUAGUUAAAUAUUGUUGAGUGUUUGUUCCGCUCUAGGAAUUUAUGUUUGGGUGAACCCUGUUUGACACAUUUAUGCGAGUGAUGCUUGUGAUUUGACGUGCACCACCCUGACUGCAGAGUGUUGUGAUUAAUAAGGCUUGUAUCUUAAAACUAUGAGAUUAGAUAUUUUCUGAGAGUCAUAAAUAAACUCUGUGUCAGCAUGCCAAUGGAUCUACAGUCUUCCCAUUUUACAGUUAAAAAAAACAACCCUGAAAUGAAAAUAAGAUUAAGACUUGGCUGCUUAAUCGGUUUUGAAACUGGAAAACUAGUUUGUAUACUUAAUGAUUUUAUUUAAAAAUAAAGUUUAAAUUUUCUCUGUAUUAUA
This is a messenger RNA of Ctenopharyngodon idella (grass carp), 5985 nucleotides long. RefSeq names its product kazrin, periplakin interacting protein a (gene kazna). The record is from RefSeq and is a predicted model, not a curated record. The coding region runs from base 344 to 2788 and encodes 814 amino acids. Gene Ontology annotation, molecular function: protein binding. NCBI's taxonomy places the organism in Eukaryota, Metazoa, Chordata, Actinopteri, Cypriniformes, Xenocyprididae. The transcript has 16 exons.